This is a messenger RNA of Racocetra persica, 282 nucleotides long. NCBI's taxonomy places the organism in Eukaryota, Fungi, Glomeromycota, Glomeromycetes, Diversisporales, Gigasporaceae. The record is from the annotation of a GenBank genome assembly.
CAAUACAGUUAUAUCAUAAUAGUGAUCAAGUAGUUUUAAAAGCUUUAGAAUAUUCUGUUAAUGGACAAAAUCUUGUAGCAAUUAAUUUUUAUAUACCUCGAGAAUAUGCAAUAUCAGAAGCAAGAAUAGCAUUAACUAAAGAAAUAAAUAAAAAAAUUAAUACAUUAGCUAUUUAUAAUGAAUAUUCAAACAAUAGAAUUGAACCAAAAGAUAAUAAUUCAGAUGAUAAUAAUUCAGAAAAUAGCUUAAAAGCUAUUAAUAAUAAUAAUAUUUUAGAACUAG